AUGGCCAAAUCCACAUCUAAAUCAUCUAAGCCAGCUAAGGUUGUGAAGAAGCAAGAGGUCGAGUCUGACUCCGACUCCUCCAGCUCUUCCAGCUCUUCCAGCUCUUCUUCCUCUGAGUCUUCUGACUCUGAAUCCGAGGAUGAGAAGCCAGUGAAGAAGCAAAAGAAGGAGGAGAAGAAGGCCGAGUCUUCUUCCUCUGACUCCGACUCCGACUCUUCUUCCUCUUCUGACUCUGAGUCCGAUGAGGAGGAGGAGAAGAAGGAGUCCGCUAAGAAGGAAGAGUCUUCCGACUCUGACUCCAGCUCCUCCAGCGACUCCUCUGACUCCGAGGAUGAGAAGAAGGACGACAAGAAGAAGGACGACUCCGACUCCGACUCUAGCUCUAGCUCUUCCAGCGAUUCCGACUCUUCUGACUCCGACUCCUCUGACGAUGAGGAGGAGACUGAGAAGUCUUCCAAGAGAAAGUCUGACGAGGCCGAGAAGGCCGAGGAGCCUGUUGCCAAGAAGCAAAAGGCCGAGGAGCCAGCUGUCGCCGAGGAGGGUGCUACCCUUUUCGUCGGUAGAUUGUCAUGGAACAUCGACGACGACUGGUUGAAGUCCGAGUUCGAGCCAAUUGGAGGUGUUGUCUCUGCCAGAGUCAUGAUGGAGAGAGCCACCGGUAAGUCUAGAGGUUACGGUUACGUUGACUUCUCCUCGAAGGCCGCUGCCGAGAAGGCUUUGGCUGAGUUGCAAGGUAAGGAGAUCGACGGUAGACCAAUUAACCUCGACAUGUCCUCGAGCAAGCCUAAGCCAUCCACCUCCAACGACAGAGCCAAGAAGUUCGGCGAUGUUCCAUCUGCUCCAUCCGACACCUUGUUCGUUGGUAACUUGUCUUUCAACGCCGAGAGAGGAAAGUUGUACGACAUCUUCGGUGAGUACGGCACCGUUGUUUCUUGCAGAAUCCCAACCCACCCAGACACCCAACAACCAAAGGGUUUCGGAUAUGUUCAAUUCUCCAGUGUUGACGAGGCCAAGGCUGCUUUGGAGGCCUUGAACGGUGAGUACUUGGACGGCAGAGCCUGUAGAUUGGACUACUCUACCCCAAGAGACAACAACAGCCCAAGACCAAGCGGCGGCAGAGGCGGUUUCGGCGGUAGAGGUGGCGCUCGUGGCGGUUUCGGUGGCCGUGAGAGAUCUGCUACUCCAACUCCAAGAGCCACUGGUGCCAACAGUGCUCCAUUCAAGGGUACCAAGAAGACUUUCGACUAA
Molecule: messenger RNA, 1248 nt
Organism: Australozyma saopauloensis
Lineage: Eukaryota; Fungi; Ascomycota; Pichiomycetes; Serinales; Metschnikowiaceae
Exons: 1
Coding region: 1-1248 (415 amino acids)
Molecular function (GO): RNA binding
Source: RefSeq, a predicted model, not a curated record